Messenger RNA from Chelonoidis abingdonii (Abingdon island giant tortoise), 1328 nucleotides. The record is from RefSeq and is a predicted model, not a curated record. NCBI's taxonomy places the organism in Eukaryota, Metazoa, Chordata, Testudines, Testudinidae.
CAUGAGUGCUCUGGGUGGCUGAGACUGGGCCGAAGCGGGAGGAUAGUUACAGUAAAUAGCGCGCCGCGUAAAGCAUGAAGCUGUACUGUUUGUCGGGGCAUCCAACCUUGCCAUGCAAUGUGCUCAAAUUCAAAUCCACCACUAUCAUGUUAGACUGCGGACUGGAUAUGACAUCUACCCUCAAUUUCCUCCCACUGCCACUGGUUCAGAGUCCCAGGCUGUCCAAACUCCCCGGCUGGGUUUUAAAAGAUGGAAACACUUUCCUAGACAAGGAACUAAAGGAAUGUUCUGGCCAUGUGUUUGUAGACUCUGCACCUGAAUUCUGUUUGCCAGAGACCGAGCUGCUAGACCUAUCUACGGUAGAUGUCAUCCUGAUCUCAAACUAUCACUGUAUGAUGGCACUGCCCUACAUCACAGAAUAUACUGGAUUCACUGGAACGGUGUAUGCCACUGAGCCCACUGUACAGAUUGGCAGACUUCUCAUGGAAGAGCUGGUGAAUUUUAUUGAACGUGUGCCAAAGGCUCAGUCUGCCUCCUUGUGGAAGAAUAAGGAAGUGCAGCGGCUGCUGCCUGCCCCUCUGAAAGAUGCAGUGGAGGUGUCUACGUGGAGGAGGUGUUACACCAUGCUCGAAGUGAACGCUGCACUCAGCAAGAUCCAGCUGGUGGGAUAUUCUCAGAAAAUUGAGCUGUUUGGUGCUGUGCAGGUUACUCCUCUCAGUUCUGGCUAUGCACUUGGAAGCUCCAACUGGAUUAUACAAUCACAUUAUGAAAAGGUGUCCUAUGUUUCAGGGUCCUCACUGCUCACAACACACCCGCAGGCCAUGGACCAGGCUUCUCUUAAAAACAGCGAUGUUCUCAUUCUGACGGGGCUUACCCAGAUUCCCACUGCUAACCCAGACGGCAUGGUGGGGGAGUUCUGCAGUAGCCUGGCUAUGACUGUCCGGAAUGGAGGAAAUGUCCUGGUUCCAUGUUAUCCAUCUGGAGUGAUAUAUGACCUGCUGGAGUGUCUGUAUCAAUACAUCGACUCUGCAGGACUCUCCAAUGUCCCCUUUUACUUCAUCUCCCCUGUUGCCAACAGCUCCCUGGAGUUCUCCCAGAUCUUUGCCGAGUGGCUGUGUCAUAAUAAACAGACGAAGGUGUAUCUCCCAGAACCUCCCUUUCCUCAUGCCGAGGUAAGCAAAUACGGAGGCACCAUUUGUGAUCAGUGCCAAGAUUAGGUGGCUUCCUAAAAGCCAGAGCUGCACGAGCCCAUUCUCUUUCUGUGACUAGUUCUUUUGGCUCUGUGAAAUAGUCCUUUUGACCAUUGGUCACGCAAUUGGCUUUCAUUC